This is a messenger RNA of Clupea harengus (Atlantic herring), 4886 nucleotides long. It is a transcript of the gene tmf1, whose product is annotated as TATA element modulatory factor 1. The record is from RefSeq and is a predicted model, not a curated record. Gene Ontology annotation, cellular component: Golgi apparatus; endoplasmic reticulum. NCBI's taxonomy places the organism in Eukaryota, Metazoa, Chordata, Actinopteri, Clupeiformes, Clupeidae.
AAAGAUGCCAUUGUUGCCAUAUGCUGUGUGUGAACCCCAAUAAUUUGGAUUUCAGAGAGGAGUGUUCAUAGAGGGUCAUAGAGCCUGACGUCACGUGGAAGCUCGCUCGAUGCUACGUGGAAAGGAAGUAGAAGCUACCUUCAGAUGUGGACGGCAAAGUAUCAAAACAAAUGAUGUAGCUAGUCGAUGAAGAACCAAAUGCAAUUCGACUACGUGAGCCCAGUCAUGUCCUGACAUGAAGAUCAGACCAUUAUUUGAAAGAUCAAAUGCUAUCAAGGCGUUGCAUCUACAUAAUGGAUUGUUUUUGACUGCAUGAUCGCUGUUUCUCGUCUUCCAUGGAUAGCUAGUUAGCCAGAUGACUAGCUAGCUGGCUAUCAAAGGCCUGGCCAGUCUGUUAAUGCUAGCUUGUCGAAUAUGUUUAUGUUGGUAUUUUGUUGAAUAUCCGAUUCAUUUGAUGUUAAACGUAGUUGAAUAUAUGUAAUGUGGCCUAACCCUAGCUGCCUGACGAACGCACAUUAAGCUAUCGAUAUAAACUGGGUUAGCUUUCGUCAUGAGUUGGUUUAACACGUCGCAUCUGUCGAGCUUUGCAAAACAGGCUCUGACAACAGCUCAGAAAUCUAUCGACCGCGUUCUGGACAUUAAAGAGGAUGACCCAUGGGGAGAUACAGUCGUCCCCACGUACGACGAUUUACCAGGCAAGACUGUCUCAACUGGGGGAUGGGGAAUGAAUCAGUGGGAUACCCCUGCUGAGGAAUGCAGCCAGACUACCCCUCCCUCAUCCGAGGCCAUCACAACACCGGUGACUCGCACAGUGGUGGAUGAGACUGAGACUUUCUUCAGUACUUUCCUCUCUCAGGGAGAUCUGCAGAGUGUCAUGAGCACCCAGGUGGUAUCUGUUCCACCUACUAAAUCUAGCCGAGGGCCACAGGAUAAGAAAGCGAAGGAAGACACGGUGGACAUAGACGAUGUGGACUCUCUACAGCAAGGAGAGACAGUCGGGGACCGACAGGAGUGUGAGGGAGAUGUGGAUGAGGACUAUGAGUCGAUUGAAGCUGAAUCUGAAAACUCAGGCACUGGCCAAGAUGUGGUUUUGCUGGAGCUGGAGCCUGAAGUUUCUGUCGCCUUGACUGUGCCAGAGCAAACAGUUACCAGCGAAAGCCAGACUGUGUUUGACACCACAGUAAUGGCAUAUAGCGAAGCGGCACCAGACGAGCCUCAGAGCCCUGAGCCUGAACUGGGAGUGGACCGCCUGGAAUUACCCGGAGCUUCAGAACCCAAGAGCCCUUCCAAAGCAGCACUGGCGCCCCCUAAGGAAAUUCUCCUGGAAUCCAAAGACCCCAAGGCGGAGGACAGGCAGAGUGACACCCCCUCACCCCCCGUCAGCGCCUUCUCCUCGGGCACGUCUACCACCAGCGACAUUGAGGUGCUGGACCACGAGAGCGUGCUGAGCGAGAGCUCGGCCAGCUCCAGGCAGGAGACGGCGGAGGCUAAGGCGGGCCUGCACCUCAUGCAGGGCUCUUUCCAACUGCUCAGUGCCUCGGCCUGUGGGGACUUCCCACGCCUGGACGACUAUAACAAGCUGACGGAGAGCUGCGGCUCGUCCUCGGACGCCUUCGAGCGUAUCGACUCCUUCAGCGUGCAGUCGCUGGACAGCCGCAGCGUCAGCGAGGUAAACUCCGACGACGAGAUCCCCGGGGGACGCACCCUGGCCUCGGUCACAUCGGCUUCCUCACACGCAUCCUCAAUUCUCAUGGUCCCAGUUCAGAAGAAAGAGGAGGAGGAGGAAGGAGAGGGAGAGGGAGAAGGAGAAGAUCAAAGGCAUGAUGAAACAAUGAAGGAGCAGUCUCUGGAUGAGGCAGAGGCAGAGACGGAGGUGGAGAGUGAGAUGGAGGAGAGCGGCCGCAGCGCCACGCCAGUGAACUGCGAGCAGCCUGAGGAGGAGCCGGAGUCAGAUGUCACACUGUCGAGUCUGAGCGUAGACGCCAGUGAGCCCUUCACUCCACCGGUCACAGAGCAAAGGAGGGGGUCCUCCACCUCUCAGAUCCUGGUGUUUCAGAAGAUCAUUGAUGAGCUCACAAGCAAACUUGAAACGAGGGAAACGCAGCUGUUAACAGUCAGUAAAGACAAGGCCAGACUUGAAGAACAGUGUGACAACCUCAAAGAUGAGAUGAUCAGCUUACGGGAGGAAACGACUACUGACCAGUCACUUAAAGAUGAAUUCACCCAGCGCAUUGCUGAAACCGAGAGGAAAGCCCAACUGGCCUGUAAGGAGAGAGAUAUUGCCAAGAAGGAAAUCAAGGGCUUAAGAGAGGACCUAGCCUCCAGGCUCAACUCCAAUGAGACCCUGGAGCUGAUCAGAGAGAAGGAAGAACAGAUCAGAGGGCUUCUGGAUGAAGGUGAGAAGUUGUCCAAGCAGCAGCUGCAACAUUCCAACCUCAUCAAGAAGCUGCGUGUGAAGGAGAGAGAGAGCGAUACAAAAAUAUUCAAACAGACCAAGCAACUCAAGGAGCAGGAAGAGGAACUUAAACACCUACAACAGGUCCUGGAUGGCAAAGAAGAGGUGGAGAAGCAGCACAGGGACAACAUCAAGAAGCUGAACGCAGUGGUGGAGCGGCAGGAGUGGGAGACGACCAAACAGCAGGGCGACCUCGAGGAGCUCCAGGAGAAGAACCGCAGUCAUCAGGCAGCCCUGGACAACGCCUACAAGGAGCUCGGCGAGUUGCACAAGGCCAACGCCACCAAGGACAGCGUGGCGCAGGUGCAGGCCCUCAGCCACCAGGUGCAGGCCAAAGAGGAGCUGGAGCAAGCCCUGGAGCUUGCCACCGAGGAGGCGCGCAUGCAGCAGGAGGCUCUGGCCAACCAGGUAGCAGAUCUGAGGAUGGCGCUGCAGAGGACUGAGCAGCAGCAGGCCAGGAAGGAGGACUACCUCAGGGAGGAGAUCAGCGAGCUGCAGCAGAGACUGCAGGAAGCAGAGACCAGGAACCAGGAGCUGAGUCAGAGUGUGACCGGCACCACGCGGCCCCUUCUCCGCCAGAUAGAGAACCUGCAGGCCACACUCGGGGGUCAAACAGAAUCAUGGGAGAAGCUGGAGAAGAGCAUCUCCGAUAGGCUGGUGGAUGCCCAGACGCAGCUGGCCGGAGCCGUAGAGAAGGAGCGCGCCGCAGUAGAUGAGCUGCACGGCCUCAAGGCUCAAGUGGCCUCGCUGGAAUCCCAGAAUUCCCUUCUGCGCCAGGAGAAGAGCCGUUUGCAGGGCCUUCUGGAGGCGGAGAAGACCAGGCGAGAGAAGCUGGAGGAUGACCUCAGCAGGGAGCUUGUGGAGUUGGAGAAUCUGAGGGGCGAGCACACACGGACUCUGGAUGACACCAGGAAAGAGAAGCUGCUGUUAAACAAUCAGCUGGAGAUGGAGAAGAUGAAGGUGGAGCAGGAGAAGAAGAAAUGCUACCUUGCACAGGAGGCCCUCAAGGAAAAGGAGAGGAAGGCCAUGGUGCUGUCUGUGAGUGAAGCUGCCACUUCCUCUACCCCCUCUCUGUCCCGCUCCAGCUCCAUCAGUGGGGCGGACCACGCCGGCCUCCACUCCUCCCUAUUGGCUCAGCAGGAAGACUCUCUGGACCACUCGUUUGGCACCAUGUCCCUCAGUGGAACCAACCUGUAUGAAGUGGCCCGCAUAGGCGGAGGCUCCAGCAUCAUGGAGAACCUGCAGUCGCAGCUCAAACUCCGAGAGGGCGAGAUCGCACAGCUUCAGCUGGAGAUUGCCAGUCUGGAGAGGAGCCGUGCGGUCAUGGCAGAGGAGCUUGUCCGGCUGACCAAUGAGAACGACGAGAUGGAAGAGCAGGUGCAGGAGAUUCCCCAGCUGCGGAUUCAGCUGAAGGAGUUGGAGCAGAGACACAACACCAUCCUGCAGAUGUACGGGGAGAAGGCAGAGGAGGCUGAGGAGCUGCGCCUGGACCUGGAGGACGUGAAGAACAUGUACAAAAUCCAGAUCGACGAGUUGCUGAAAAAUCAAAAAUAGACUCAAAAGACAAAAAAAAGGACAAUGAAAUCCAAGCAUAUCAGGCUUUUAAGUGCAUUCACUGUAAAAAAAAAAAAGAGGUUAUUAGAAGAGAAGAGAAUUGUUGCAAGAGAAACUGUUUCAUUCAGUUGAAAGGCCAUUCAGUUUUUUCUUUUCUUUUUUUUACUGCCUGUGACAAUUUAUUUUAGGUGUCAAACUUGUUCAUCUAUUUAUAGAGUGAUUACAGUUCAUAUAUGGGACGCAGAAUAGACAAUGUGAUUAUACACAUGGACAUACCAAUCAGAGCAUUAUUCAGAACCAUGUAGUAACAGGCCUUCCUUUGAACAUCUCUCAAGGGUGUAGAUAACUUGCCUUGAUUUAUGCCCUUCAUUGCAACAUGGCUCCCAAGGGCUAGUUUGGCAUCAGCAUGUGUGAGGUAUUUGUAAAGAUGAUAUUUAUUGACAUGGAAUGAUUGUGAGGAUGUCCUCUCUGGUAUAGACAGGUGAUACACCUGAUGCCCUGGGUGCUAGUAUGAAAUCCCAGCCUUUUGGCUGCAUUCUUUUUCCCUACAAAAGAUAAUCUCUAAUAUUUUAGGUCUUUGGGGGUGUAAAGGGUGAAGGUUUACUUGCACUAAAAUGUUUUAUCGUAUUUUAUGAAGUUAGCUGUUAUUUUGUUGAUCACAUAGAUGGAACUCUAAAGGCAGUGCUCCAAUGAAAUAAGUGGCUACUGGGGAGGGUUUUGCACAUUAAUGCUUUGUUACAAUUUCUUCGUCAAAUUUUACAUUCACUGAUAUAAAUAUGAAGUAAGAGAAACUUAUGUUAUUUGGGAGCGGUCGAUUUCAGAUUCUGUAGUUGUCUCUUGAUGUAAAUGUGUAAAUAAAUAAUCAUUUAAUGUUCAA